AUGAUAAUCUUGGCUCUGGAAACUAGUUGCGAUGAAACCAGCAUCGCAAUUUUAGAAAAUAAAAAAGUUCUUAGCAAUAUUACUAUUUCUCAAAUAUUAGAACAACAAAAAUAUGGUGGGGUAAUGCCGAGUUUGGCGGCUAAAUUACAUAUCAAAAAUAUUCAAAAAGUUCUCUCUAAUGCCUUAUCCAAAGCCAAAAUUUCCCCUGACAAAAUUGAUUACAUUGCUUAUACCGAAAAGCCCGGACUGAUUAUUUGUCUCCAAAUUGGCAAAAUAGUCGCUGAAACUCUCUCUUUAUACCUAAAUAAACCCCUCAUUCCCGUCAAUCAUUUAGAAGGACAUAUCUAUGCUAAUAAUUAUUUUGAAUUUACUCUACGAGGAGAAACUUUGGAUGAUGCGAUUGGCGAAUGCUUGGACAAAUCGGCUAUUUUAUUGGGAUAUAAUUAUCCGGGGGGGUCAAUUAUCGAAAAACUGGCCUUGAAAGGAAAUAAUACUUAUAAAUUACCUUUUCCAAAAAAUGAUGAAAGUUUAGAUUUUAGUUUUAGUGGUUUAAAAAGUGAAAUUAGUCGGCUAGUUAGUAAGGAAAAAGAAAACAUAAAUGCUAAUAAUUUGGCUCGUUCUUUACAAGCAAUUAUUAUUGGAAUUGUGGUGGGAGCCUUUGUGUUAGGGAGAGCAACCGUCCAAAAUAACUCGUCCGAACCAAAAAAUCCAUCCAAUUUUCCUCCCAAUCAGGAAAAUCCUCCCCAGCCACCUAACAACCCACCCCACAAGCCCAGUUCUCCCACCGACCCGAAUCAAUUACAAUUUAAGAUUACUUAUCAUGUUGUAUUAGGACAAAAUCAUAUGUACUACACUAGUGGCGGUGAUGUCAAAGUUAUUUUAAUUGACAAAGAAAACCCAAUCUUUCUUAAUAAGGAACUAACAAAAAGAGGAAAUCAUUACACCAUUACUUUUUUUGCCAAAGACGCGGGGAAAUAUGAAAGUCAAUUUUAUGAUUAUUAUUUUGACAAGAACAAUAAUAAUUUCACUUUAAAGCCAUAUCAAAAGCAGGAAACUGAAAUAAAAGUUAGGUUUGUUGGACUUAUGGCAAAAAAAAAAUUAGCACCUAUCCAUCCCGGAGAAAUAUUACGGGAAGAAUUAUUAAUCCCUUUAAAUAUUAGUCCCCAAGAAUUAGCCCAAGGAAUCAAAGUUCCUAAAGAGCAAGUUAAAUGA
Entrophospora sp. SA101 is the source of this 1212-nucleotide messenger RNA. The record is from the annotation of a GenBank genome assembly. NCBI's taxonomy places the organism in Eukaryota, Fungi, Glomeromycota, Glomeromycetes, Entrophosporales, Entrophosporaceae.